Hemiscyllium ocellatum (epaulette shark) is the source of this 2024-nucleotide messenger RNA. Its product is annotated as growth arrest-specific protein 1-like. The transcript has a single exon. Bases 621 to 1415 code for a protein of 264 amino acids. NCBI's taxonomy places the organism in Eukaryota, Metazoa, Chordata, Chondrichthyes, Orectolobiformes, Hemiscylliidae. The record is from RefSeq and is a predicted model, not a curated record. Gene Ontology annotation, biological process: regulation of cell cycle.
AAUUCCAGGCUGCGCUAUGCUGUUAAAAUCGACCAAUUGAGUUUGGGAAAAAAAAUAAGAUUUCUCUCUCUCUCUCUCUGUCUUUCUCUCCCCCUCCAUCCCUCGGUUUGGGGAGAGAGGGAGGGGAAAGUUGGACAAGAGUUUGAGCUUGCUAAAUCAGGCGUGAUGUGGAACACUGGAGAGCAGCUAUAGUUUACAGAGAGGGAGAGAGAAGGGGAGUCUGUGAGAAAGAGAGUACUUUGACAAUUUGCAUCUGGCGUUAAAAAAAAACCCGCGGCAAAUUUCUGUGAGUUACAAUUGCGAGGAUUCCAGGACAAAGGGGAGGGAGGGUGGAUUGUAACUUCAGUUCUCCUGCCGGUUUUCAGUAUUCUCCUCGGAGACAAGGCUGGAUGAAGUUUUCUUGUUUGGUUCCUCGAGUAGAUUUUUGACUUUCUUGUUGUGGGAAAGCGGUGGUGAGUGUAAAUUUGUCUGGGAGAGUGGAGGAAGUGGGUGGGAGAUCACUAACACCCGCUGUUAUGCAACUGAGAGGGGGCUUUGGGAAAAAGCAGAGCGGGGAGCCGGCUUCAGGAUGCAACCGAUCCGGUCGCUUUGAGCCAGGGAGUUACGGAUGGUGUUGAAGAAUGCUCGAGGCCGCCAGGGUCAGUUGGUACUCUCUGGCGAUCUUGGCUUGCCUGAGCUCGGUGAGCGGGGCCGAGUCGGUGUGCUGGCAAGCGGUGCUCCGUUGUCAGGAGGAGAAAGAGUGUAAGUGGGCGUACAGUCAGUACAGCGCGGCUUGCGAGCCCUUCCUCAAGGGCUUGAGGCGCCAGUGUCCCAGUCACUGCAUCGGCGCCCUGGUCAAACUCAAUCAGACCCAGAACGGCCCCGACCUGGAGAACUGCGACUGCGACCAGGAUGUGCAGUGCAGGCGGGCCAAGCGGGCCAUCGAGCCGUGCAUGCCCAGGCGGUACCGGGGCCAGUCGCCGGACGCGGCCGACCUCGGGUGCACGGCCGCCCGUCAGCGCUGCGAGAAGGAGUCGGUGUGCCACGGUGCCAUGAAGGAGUACCUGUCCAGCUGCGGGCAGCUCUUCAACGGCAAGCGCUGCACCGCCGUCUGCAAGAGCACCAUCCAGCACUUGCUGUCCAUUCCCAGUGGGAUCUUGCUGAACACAUGCGUCUGCGAUGGCGUGGAGAGACCCUUCUGCGAGGUGGUGAAAGAGAACAUGGACAAGUUCUGCUCCAUCGAAGGCCCCUCGCUGUCUACGGCCACCCCGGACUCGGAAGAGAACUAUGAAUACGACGAUUAUGAAAUGAACAAAACUGAUUUAAGGCCAGAAACUAUAGACGGAAAGGACUCGCCACUGAAUGACUCCUCAGGACUGGAGACACACACGUGGUGUGCUCUCCUCCUCCUCCUCCUGAACUUGUGGUUUCUCUAAUACUUUGUGCAAACAGUUAUUUGCAGGUUUGUGUUUUUUUUGUUCAAGUUUUUAAUUAUUUGUAAACUCCGCGUGUAUCAGGCACUGUGCGCCUCUAGUGUUUACAAAACACUUGACUCAAGUUGGGCACAUCAUGUGCGGAUCAAAUUAACUUGGGUUAUACACGGUUUGGAGAUGCCGGAGUUGGACUAGGGUGUACAAAGUUUAAAAAAAUCACACAACACCAGGUCAUAGUCCAACAGGUUUGAUUGGAAGUUCCGAAAGCUAGUGUUUCCAAUUAAACCUGUUGGACUAUAACCUGGUGUUGUGUGAUUUUUAACUGGGUUAUAUACGCUCUUCCUCCACCUCCGCAAAUCGAGUUUUACAAAGAUUUAAAUUUUUUUGGAAAAAUUUCACACAUAUAAAGCGGGGUAUUUUAAAGUUACUCAUCGAAACUUCCUUGGGACCUGACUCGAUUUAAAAUUAAUAAAACAGAAGGAAAGGCGUGUACAAAUGUUUCUUUUCGAUAGUUCAGUUGAACUUUAACACAAUAGAUGGCGAACACUUGAGCCGCUCGAUAUUUCGAUUUGCAACUUUUCGAAAACUUUUGUAUAAACGAUGGAGAUUUUU